AUGGGCGGCUGCGCCUCAACGCCGCCGGCGCACGGCGGCCGCGACGCCCUCCGCGUCGCCGAGGCCGACGUCGAGCCCCGGCGGGUCGGCGUCCGGUCGCCAGGGAACCCGACGCUGCUGGGCACGAGGGCGCCCGGCUCCGGCGGCGUCGCCCGGGGCCAGCUCAUCCUCGACAAGCCGGGGAGGAUCGAGGACGCGUACACGCUGGAUAAGAAGCUCGGAGAGGGAGCGUACGGCGCGGUCCGCAUGGGCAAGCACAAGAGCACGGGCUGCUCGCGGGCGAUCAAGACCAUCGCCAAGGACAAGAUGAGCAACGUGGCGCGCUUCAAGCAGGAGAUCGCGAUCAUGAAGGUCAUGGACCAUCCGAACAUCAUCAAGCUGUACGAGACAUUCGAGGACAGGCGCAACAUCUACCUUGCCAUGGAGCUCUGCAAAGGCGGCGAGCUCUUCUACCGCAUCAUCGACGCAGGCAGCUUCACCGAGGCGCAGGCGGCGAUCGUCAUGCAGCAGAUGCUCCGCGCCGUCUUCUACAUGCAUGGGCACAGCAUCUGCCACCGAGACUUGAAGCCAGAGAAUUUCAUAUCCGGCUUCCUCUCGAAGGACCCGAUCGAGAAGAACGUGCUGAAGCUGAUCGACUUCGGCCUCUCCUGCCAGUUCAAGGAGGGCGAGUGGCUGAGGACCAAGGCCGGCACGCCGUACUACGUGGCGCCCCAGGUGCUGACCGGGAAGUACGACCAGGCCUGCGACCUGUGGAGCGCCGGAGUCAUCAUGCACAUCCUGCUGUGCGGCUACCCCCCGUUCCAGGGCGCCGACGACAGGGAGCUUCUUGCCAAGGUGAAGGUCGGCCACGUCCGUUUCGGCAAAGACUGGAGCGGAGUCUCCGACGACGCCAAGGCGCUCGUCCGCAAGCUCAUCUGCAAAGACCCGAAGGAGCGGUACACGGCCGAGCAGGCGCUUGGCCACCAGUGGAUCAAGCAUACGGCCCCCAAGGCGGAGAACGUCCCGCUGGACGCCGGCUUCGUGGACAAGCUGCGCGCCUUCCGCUGCCACAACAAGUUUGCCAAGGCCGCCCUGCACGUGAUCGCGCAGCAGGCGAACGAGGCCCAGGUGAAGGGCCUCCGUGAGGCCUUCCUGUCCCUGGACGGGAACAGCGACGGGAUGCUGAGCCUGGCCGAGAUGAAGGAGGGCCUCGGCCGUGCGGGCGUCUCGGUGCCGCCCGGCGACAUGCAGGAGAUUAUGGACGGCAUCGAUGCCGACUGCAGCGGCGUCAUCCGGGGUUCCUGGCCGCCAUGCUGGAGCGGAAGCAGUACCUGCAGGAGGACGUCUGCUGGUCUGCUUUCCGCGUGUUUGACCUCGACGGGGACGGGAAGGUGUCCAAGUCGGAGCUUGUAA
Messenger RNA from Prorocentrum cordatum, 1392 nucleotides. NCBI's taxonomy places the organism in Eukaryota, Dinophyceae, Prorocentrales, Prorocentraceae. The record is from the annotation of a GenBank genome assembly.